This is a messenger RNA of Schizophyllum commune H4-8, 240 nucleotides long. RefSeq lists its product as uncharacterized. The record is from RefSeq and is a predicted model, not a curated record. The transcript has 3 exons. The coding region runs from base 1 to 240 and encodes 79 amino acids. Lineage: Eukaryota; Fungi; Basidiomycota; Agaricomycetes; Agaricales; Schizophyllaceae.
AUGUUCCCGCCCGAUUUGCAGAGGCCCUCUGAUCCUGGUUCGUCAAUUCCGCUACAUGCACCGCUGGCAUUUCCUGACCGAAUCCCCCUCGCGCAGACCAUAGAUGAAGCAGAGUAUCUACUAGACCAGCUCCCCCCUCCCUCGCCCGACGAUGACGAGCUCGUCAAGAAGCUUCGCCAACGAUUGAAGGACCUGCUUACGGAUCUUCGCAAGGGCGCUGAGGGUGUUAUCAACUCAUAG